Molecule: messenger RNA, 858 nt
Organism: Kluyveromyces marxianus DMKU3-1042
Lineage: Eukaryota; Fungi; Ascomycota; Saccharomycetes; Saccharomycetales; Saccharomycetaceae
Gene: MED6
Product: mediator complex subunit MED6
Exons: 1
Coding region: 1-858 (285 amino acids)
Biological process (GO): regulation of transcription by RNA polymerase II
Cellular component (GO): core mediator complex; mediator complex
Molecular function (GO): transcription coactivator activity
Source: RefSeq, a predicted model, not a curated record
AUGUCACUUCCUCCAUUAGAUGAACUACAGUGGAAGAGUCCUGAAUGGAUUCAGACCUUUGGGUUGCGUACAGAUAAUGUUUUGGAGUAUUUCAGUGGUUCACCAUUUUUCGAAAAGACAUCUAAUAACCAGGUUGUGAAAAUGCAGCAGCAGUUUUCUCAACAGGGUCCUGUUGGUGGUAACAUACCUCUUGGUGGACAAGCAGGAGGAAAUGGGCAAAUUGGAUCCUCAGGUGCUAGUCCUGGUGCUGAUUCUAAUGGGAGUUCUGUCUGUGGAACUGUGACCGCUCCACCUUCGGACCGCACUGCCAUUUGGGAACGCUACCCUGUACACGCGAUGCUUGAGCGAGAACUCAUGAAGAUGAAAGGUAUUGAAUAUAUCCUUGUUCUUGUACGAGAGCCAGACUUGUGGAUUAUUAGAAAACAGCGCAGAAAUGGGCCUAACGAGACUACUACUCUUGGAGAUUACUAUGUGAUAGGAUCCGCAGUUUAUCAAUCCCCAACAGUGUACAAAAUAGUACAAAAUAGGAUGCUCAGUACAAAUUACCAUCUUUCGCAUGCUCUUUCUCAGCUCAACAAAUUAGUUGAGUUUCAUCCGGCACAGGGUGCCUCCUUUAUGCGUUCAUCGGACACUAUACCUACUUCCGUAGCGAACAACACUACCACAGGUGCUACUACAGGUCAUACUAUUGCUAACACUGUUUCUGUGCCAGACACAGGGAUGGCUAACACUGGAACAUCAGGUGCCACAGCUGCAGCUACGUCAAUUGAUCCUGAACGCCGCCAAGACACGAUUAACAUGGAAGUUAUGGAUAAACUCAUGACAACCAGCAUCAAAGCAAACCCAGUGUAUAUAUAA